ACGUCACGUGACAUGGCAACACCGAAGAUGUCAACUUGAGAGAUUUCUUUUUCUGCCAGUCAUAUCUUGAAUGUCAACACUAAGAAGUUACACGUUAAACAGCUGCCAGUUCAUAAAUGAAAGCAGUAAACUCAGGUCUGCAGUGACAGGACAACCAGAGGGAAUGGAUAGAUUUCCUGUGAACGUUACAGAGGCAGUGUGUCUUGGGGCCAGCCUUACCAUAUCAGGCCUCUGCUACUACCUCUAUAAAAAGAGCCGGACGACAGUACAUAAACUUGAUGAUGCUCCACACUUCACCAUAGAUGGCAAACUCAAAGACAUUUUGAAAGUUACUCCAGGAGCAUGUCUAGAGUAUGCUGUCAUCGAAGGUGCUGUGGAACCAGUGGGCGAGCCUCUGAUGAGUCACUUUCAAAAAGAAAUUGUCGGAGUGUUGCAGAAAUUCAUGUUGAGAGAACACAGGCUGGUGUGGAACAGCCUUUCACGUUCUUGGACAGACAGUGAACGAGUCAUGCACCAAAGAGUGAAUGCAGUGCCCUUUGUGUUAGUGGGAUCAGAUGAGACCACAGUGAAAGUCCUGUGCCCACUGCAGGCCUCCGGACAACACAUGGAGAUCACCCACGAGAAGUUCCACCAGGUCAACUAUGGCUUGGGUGACAUUGUAGGACAAUACCUGAGUGGGGAGAAGCUUAAAGGGCAACUGGAGACCGAGGAAAUGCUCAAAGUGGGCACAGCUCUUACAGGCGUAGGUGAGUUGAUACUGGACACAGACGGCACCCUGUGUCUUCGACCGCCUUCUAAUGGUUCACAGUACUUCUUGAGCAGUGCGGACUUUGACACCCUGCGAGGAGAGCAAGAGAGCACGGCUGUUUGUUGGAAGGCGCUGGCCAUUGCCUCUGCAGUGGUGGGAGCAGCGGUCCUCUUCUGGGUCGGUCGACGGUACUACUACCGACUGAAAGUUCGCUGGGAGCAGGAGCAGGAGAGGAGAGAAUUCGAGAGACUUCAAGAUGAAACCCCAAGAACGCGCACUUCAGUGAUGGGCCUUGACGCCUCUCAGAACGGGGUCGAGGAGAACGUAGAGAAUGCCUGUGUUAUUUGCCUCUAUCGGCCACGUAACUGUAUUCUGUUGGACUGUGGACAUGUGUGCUGCUGCCACAGCUGCUACCAGGCCCUUCCACACCGCCGGUGCCCCAUAUGUAGACAGCAGAUCAGCAGAGUGGUCCCUCUCUACCAUGUCUGAAGCACCUGUGUGACCGUAUGACCUCAGUGGAACUUAAUCACCAUACAAACUGAGCCAGCUUUAUACCUCACAGGUCUAAGCUGCUGCACAACGGUAACACUCUGAUAGUCUUGUUACUGUAAAGAAUAAAGACGUUUUUUAAAGGACAUACUGUAUGUAUUAAUAAACUGUUAAUUUAAGUAUGGUGUGCACAUGCUCUGUUCACUACAGAGUUUCAGUGAGGUAAAUUUUAGUUGUAGUUGUACAUAGGAAUACCAGAAAAUUAAGAAAUUGGAAAAAAGGGUUAACUUAUGCAAUAGAAAUGUUUAUUUUCCUACAUGUUUGUUCUGUGCCUUAAUCUGGUAAUUUAUAUGGCUGCUGCUAAGAGUGAUUGUACUGUAUGAAUCUGAAUAAGUCGAAACUUUCAGUUACAUAUCGCACGAGUCACUGGAGGUUAGUGAAAUAAAGAUACAUUUAGUGCCAA
Dicentrarchus labrax (European seabass) is the source of this 1700-nucleotide messenger RNA. It is a transcript of the gene mul2, whose product is annotated as mitochondrial E3 ubiquitin protein ligase 1a. NCBI's taxonomy places the organism in Eukaryota, Metazoa, Chordata, Actinopteri, Moronidae. The transcript has 7 exons. Gene Ontology annotation, molecular function: ubiquitin-protein transferase activity. The coding region runs from base 71 to 1237 and encodes 388 amino acids. Gene Ontology annotation, biological process: organelle organization; protein ubiquitination. The record is from RefSeq and is a predicted model, not a curated record.